This is a messenger RNA of Ichthyophthirius multifiliis, 2076 nucleotides long. RefSeq names its product major facilitator superfamily protein, putative. Gene Ontology annotation, molecular function: transmembrane transporter activity. The transcript has 7 exons. NCBI's taxonomy places the organism in Eukaryota, Ciliophora, Oligohymenophorea, Hymenostomatida. Gene Ontology annotation, biological process: transmembrane transport. The record is from RefSeq and is a predicted model, not a curated record.
AUGAUUUUUUUAAAAUAAAAAUAUUUAAUACAAAAAUAUAUUUCUAAAUGUUAAUUUUUUAUUUUUUAUUUCUAUCUUAAAAGUUAGAUUUUUAUUAUUUCUUAUUUUUAAUCUCUAUGCACAUUUUUAUAAUAUAUUUAAUAUAUUGAACUUUAAUGUUUGUAUUUAAUUAAAUAAAAAAUUAAAAACAUUUUUUUUUAUAUAUUACUUUAUAAUUAUUAUAAUUAAUAACUAAUUAUAAUAAGAAAAUAGUUUAUUUUACAAUUUUAUGAUUUUUAUAAUACAUAUAUAAUCAAAUAUUUUUUUUUUUUCUUAUUAAAUUUACUUCAAUAUAAUUUAUUAGAAGUUAAAUAAAAAUAUUCUCUAUAAAUAAAAAAGUAAAUAAAUAAAAAACUAAAUUAACAUAAAAUAUAAAUAAGAAGUAAUUCGUUUAACCAAAAAAAAAAAAAUGAGUUCUAAAAAAACAGAAUAGCUUGUAGUUAAUAUAAAAUCUGUAAAAUUAAAACAUUUAAAAAAAAAGCAUUAAAAAAAUAAAUAAAUAAGGGAAGAAAACUUAAAAAGCCAGCAUUUUAAGUAUAUAACAUGAAACACACAUUUAUAUCUUUAGAAUAAUCUUAUGAAUAUGUAGGAGAUAACUCCAGAUUUUAAUAAAGAAUAACAUGGAUUUUAUCAUUUUAAUGGAUAUUUUAUAGUUUAUUAGUUAUGGGAUCCCCAAUGAUAUUCAGAACUCCAAAAUUUGAAUGUAAAUAAUAAGCUAAUGAUUAAUUUAAAUAUUGCGCAGAAGAAACUGUUUGUUAUUUAAUAGAUAAAGGUUUAACUGAUUAUUAUAGGACUACAUCAUUUCGUUCGAUUUCAUAAGAAUUUAAAUUAUAUUGUGGCGAUAAAUAUUUAGUUGGUAUAGCAUAAUCUGGAUUAUUUUUAGGAUUCGGAAUGAAUGGUUAUGAGUGUAUAAUAUUAGUUUAUUGUACAGAAAUUUCUGCAAGAAGAUUUAGAGAUAUAUCAGUAAAUGUAUUAUAAAUAAUGUGGGCAUUUGGUUAAUUUUUAAUACCUUUGACUAAUUCAAUAACUGAUUAUUGGCGAUUUCUAUAUAUUUAUUGUGUUGGCCUUCCUUUAGUAUUAAGUAUAAUAUUAACUUACAUAUUUUUUUGUGAAAGUCCUCGAUAUUAUGUAAGUAAAGGCUAAUAUUAAUAAGCAAGGGAGAUUUUUAGACAUAUAAGUGAAGUAAAUAGCCGUCCUCCUUAUUAAUUUCAUUUUAUGGAAGAAUUAAACAAUUAUAAUAAAGUGGUGACAAAAAUAACUAAUUUUAAAUCUCCAAAGAAUAAUAAUUUAUAGAGAUAAAAUGUAAGCUUUUAGAAUUAAACGAUUAAUUAAUAAAAAUAAUAAAGCACUACUAUGUUAGAUUUGUUUAAAAAAAAGCAUCUUAUAAUUAUUACUUUAACUAUGUCUUUUUAUUGGUUUUUUAGAUAUUUUACUUAUUAUUGUAUACUUUUUUCAAUUGAGUAGUUUGGUAAUUCAAUUAAAACAAAUUAUCUACUAUUAGCUUUUAUUGAAGUUUUCGCAGCAUUAAUUAGCAUUCCAUUAAAAUUAAGAAUGAAAAGAAAAGUUGCACUAAGAUUAUCUUUUUCAAUAAUGAUUUUUGUUCCUUUGCUUUUCUUUUUGAUAAGAAUUCCUAAAGAAUGUUUUAUUUAUUAUGGUUUUUGUUUUUAAGAAUUUUUAACUAUAAUUCUAGUUAUAUUUUUGAAAUUCGCUAUUAUGUUUUUUACUGUCAAUCUUCUUACUUAUACUAGUGAAUCUUUCCCUACUGUUUUAAGGUCAUAAGGCUAAGGAAUAUGUAUGAUAUUCGGAUAAAUUGGAAGUACAUUAGCGCCAAUAUAUAUAACCUAAUAUAUAUAAAUUUUUGAAUAGCUUAAUCCUUUAUCAUUUAUUGCAUUUCUAGGAAUGCUAGGUUGGGUACUUUCUACAAACUUAUACGAUAACGAGAAUAUGUAAGAUCAUAUUGAAGAUGAAGAAUAAAUAUAAGUUCCUUUAUUAAAAUAAUUUUAGGAAAUAUAAAUGACUGUAUUUUAAAGAAAUUGA